Molecule: messenger RNA, 430 nt
Organism: Closterium sp. Naga37s-1
Lineage: Eukaryota; Viridiplantae; Streptophyta; Zygnematophyceae; Desmidiales; Closteriaceae
Source: the annotation of a GenBank genome assembly
GCGUCGCUGGUGUUCCACCACGCGCUGCCGCUCUUCCAACCACGCCCUGCCGUCGCCACGGCGGGCGCCGUGUGGCUGGCUCGCCCACGACGCCCUCCACGCCGCUGUCUACGCCGCCCUGCUCUCCCUGCCACUCUCCCAGUGGCGCGACGCCCUCCCUGCGCGCCCCGCCUUCCACCGCUACCUGCUGCUGCUGCUGCUGCUGCACUCUGCCUCCGCCUUCGCCUCUCUCCUCCUCACCCUCCACGUGCCCGCCGCCCUCUGCAUGCGAGGGCUAGCAGUGUGUGUGUAUUGGGCGCUCUUCCCGCCGCUACUCUACAUCACCUUCCUGGCCGACUUCUUCAAGGACGAGGAUACGGAGGUGGAGGAUGCAUACUACUCGGAGAUGAGGGAUGCAGGGGUCUUUGAUGCCGAUGGGGACUGGGACUGA